Eucalyptus grandis is the source of this 1646-nucleotide messenger RNA. Its product is annotated as probable tyrosine-protein phosphatase DSP4. Gene Ontology annotation, molecular function: phosphatase activity. The record is from RefSeq and is a predicted model, not a curated record. Gene Ontology annotation, cellular component: cytoplasm. Lineage: Eukaryota; Viridiplantae; Streptophyta; Magnoliopsida; Myrtales; Myrtaceae. Bases 358 to 1014 code for a protein of 218 amino acids. Gene Ontology annotation, biological process: protein dephosphorylation. The transcript is spliced from 6 exons.
CUCGUGACUUGCCUCGAAAUCUCUUUGGAGGAGGGGGCCCGGGUUUCGGGUCGUCCUCCCCCAAUUUGAGCAAGAAAAUUUCGACGCUCUUUCCUUGCGUCUUCCUUGCUGCCCACGCCAAAAGCGCGCGAGCCCGACUUCCGCGUAGAAAAUAUAAAAGGUCAAACGGAUCAGGCCCGAAACAACAUCUCCUUUCGCCUAUCAAAUCCCUAAAUUCCAGACGCCUUUCUCCGCUCGAAGAUCCCGAUCCCCGAUUCCCGAUUCCGGGAAUCGAAUUCGGGAAAUCGAACUUUUGCCCACCGGCGAUCGGCUCCUCGAUUCCAACCUCCCGUUUUAAAUUUCCCUUUUUGGCGCGAAAUGCCCAUGAAGCUCGACGCCCCCAACGGCGGCGCUGCCGCGGCGGCGGUGGCGGCGAACGGGGCGGAGGGGGAGAGGGAGAGGGACGGGGACGAGCUGUUCGUGCCGCCGCUCAACUUCGCGAUGGUCGACGGCGGCUUGUUCAGGUCGGGUUUCCCCGACGGCGCCAACUUCAGCUUCUUGCAGUCGCUCGGGCUCCGGUCCGUCAUAUGUUUGUGCCCCGAGCCUUAUCCGGAGGCGAACAGCGAGUUCCUGGCGGCCAAUGGGAUUCGGCUUUUCCAAUUCGGGAUCGAGAAUUGCAAGGAAUUUGAAUCCAUGUCAAGUGGAUGCAUUCAUAUCAGAAGUGUUCACAAGACUCGAGAAUACGAAGAACCUUUCAUCAAUAUUCCAGAUGAAGCAAUUCGUGAAGCGCUGAAAGUACUCCUUGAUGUAAGGAACCACCCUGUCUUAAUCCACUGCAAACGUGGGAAGCACCGAACUGGUUGUCUUGCGGGAUGCCUAAGAAAGUUACAGAGGUGGUGUCUGUCUUCUAUCUUUGAUGAGUACCAGAGGUUUGCCGGCACUAAAGCUAGAGUAUCGGAUCAGAGAUUUAUAGAGUUGUUCGAUAUCUCAAGCUUGAAGCACUCGCCAAUGUCAUUUUCGUGUUUAAAAAGAUGAUGAUGUUGAUAUUUUCAGCUGUUGCUGCCAACUAUCAAGGGUUCAAAAGGAGUGUCCAAGUUAGUGAAGUCGAGUCACAGUAUGUUUCCUAUCUUUAAUACUUUCAACACUGUCUUCAGGGUAGAUUAGUGUGCAAAGUAGAAAAUUUUAAUUUUUGGGGACUAUUGGGUCGAUAUCUGGGAGUAGAACGGGCUGCAAUGCGAACGUUGUUGUUAACUGCUCUCUGUGUAUUAUCUUUUCCAUUUGUUCAUCAGAGUCACUGACUAUGUUAGUUGAUAUGUCAGCUUCUCAUUUCGACAAGAGAUCAUGGCAUUAGUUGGGUUAGUUGGGCAUUUUGAGCUGUGUAGCACUUGCCAAUCUCAUUUUCUUUUGCUGGAAAGGACCAUGCGUGGGCCGGCUUUCGAGCCGUCGCUAGCAACCAACCACCGCGGUAGCAAAAAUUGGGUAUCAUAGUUGUUGCCUUCCGAGAGUAGCACAGGAUGCAAAGUAGAUGUUCAUAGCAUGGAUGAGUGGGUGAACUUUAUCUGAGUAGUGGUAGUGGUGUAUCCUGUAAUUCACUCUGAGCCUAGUGGUGUUUUCUGUAAUUCACUCUGAACCUUCUUCUCAAUCCUAUCAUAGUUGGUCGUGUGUCA